GUCAGUGUAGUAUGUGUGAGCUUGUGGGUGGAGUCAAAUGGGUGUGCAACCAGUACAAAAAAAACUGCAAUAAAGAAAUAAAUAAUAAAGGGGUCAAUAGCAACAAUUUGAACUGAAACCAGUUGACAUGAGAUAAGAUAAGAUAAGCCACAAUAUAGCUAAGUAGACCUAUUGGCCUACAUUAUGUUUUCACAUCAAUUUGUUUUGCAUCUAUGUCGAAUAUGGCAGGGGAGCCAGGUAAGGAGUUAGACACAUCCUUCAUAUCCAAGCAAAGGGAUAACAUUGAUUACUUUUGACUGAACCUUAAAAACUCUGCUUCUAUAGCCUAUAGUAAGAAGGUGUGAUGGGAGUUUUAAAAUCUGUUAUUAAUGACACAUCCUGUGUUGACAGUAUUCAGUGUACUUGUUGGUUUAUGGACUGAACACAUUAAGUAAGUAUUUGAAGACCCUAAUUGUACCGCUGUGUUUUCAUUCCAUGUCAUGUUUGUUACUUUACACUCACUCAGAUGUAUCAUUUGUGGUUAUUAAUAAUCCAUACAAAAUGCAUAACAUGGAGUAGAUGUUGACUCUGAAGUGGACUGUACUCUGUAGACGCACCCAGGUUCUUUCCAUUCACAUCUGUAGAAAAUGUGAAAUUGUGACUGGGACUUUUAUCUCUCCAAAGAGACAAAUAUAACCUAGCAUCUUUGCUCAUCAUUGUGGAUCAUAGUCAACCCUUAAUAUUUCUACAUGGAAAACCCACAUUAUGCAAUAAUGCACCAUGGGAUAGUUUGGCAUUGUUUAUUCCUAUCAAGCCAAUUGACAGGCUGGGUUGUAAGCUCUACCCCCAGCAAGUUAGUUGACAAUAGUUGUGAAAGAUGUUCUGCUCUGAUUAGCUAAUGAAAGGGGAGGAGGAGUUCCAAUUGCGAUGUUAUCUCCUAGGGUUUGAGGACAGAGAAACGUCAUGUUUGCUUUCUGGAUCACAAAGCUGCAGGAGGAGAGUGCUGUUGGGUAAUAGGCAAAAAUCAAGAGAGGCAGAGAUCUGCACAUCACUGGCUUACAGAGCGGACACCACCUCACCCAGAUAACGCACGUGUCCCUCAGGCACAGAGAACCAUGGCGUUUACAGGGUUGCUGAGAGAGGAGGACAUCAGGGCUGCCGUCAAGGCUUGUCAAGCUCCAGGCACAUUCAACUUCAAGUUGUUCUUUGCACAAGUGGGACUGACCGGCAAGUCAGAAGCAGAGGGCCAACGGGUGUUCAGAGUUCUGGACCAAGACCAGAGUGGAUACAUAGAGGAAGAGGAGCUGAAAUUAUUCCUGCAGAACUUCUCCUCAGGGGCCAGGGAGCUGACUGAUGCUGAGACCAGAACUCUCCUAGCAGCAGGAGACAGAGACGGGGAUGGAAAGAUAGGGAUGGAAGAGUUCUGCGCUUUGCUGAAAUGAAGCUUUCACUCCUCAUCAGGGCUGUCUCUUUUUUUUCUUUCUUUUGGUACUUUUUACAACGUCUGGAACCCAAAACGGCCAGAUUCAGCAAGUCUGGAGGGAAAUGUCCACCUCAGCGACUCUAUUCACAUGCCUGCUGGUCCUCUCCCCGGUUGAUGGUGCAUCUUGGCACAUAAGUUCGUAGCUGUGGAUAUUAGGUGUAUAAGUCAGUGUCAGUCUAUCCAUUGGGUAACUGGUAUGGUUUAAUAAAGGAUGUAAAACGUA
Molecule: messenger RNA, 1685 nt
Organism: Oncorhynchus tshawytscha (Chinook salmon)
Lineage: Eukaryota; Metazoa; Chordata; Actinopteri; Salmoniformes; Salmonidae
Gene: pvalb5
Product: parvalbumin 5
Exons: 5
Coding region: 1095-1421 (108 amino acids)
Cellular component (GO): nucleus; cytoplasm
Molecular function (GO): calcium ion binding
Source: RefSeq, a predicted model, not a curated record